AUGGAAGAUAUGGUUAUGAUUAAAGGUGAAUUGUUUGAUGGAAUUGAUUAUAUUGGUGUGUUUGAUGGUCAUAAUGGAAAAGAUGCAGCCAAGAAAGCAAUGGAAACUUUUCAUAAAUUAUUAGAUGAAUAUUUAAUUAAAUCAGAUCAUUAUCUGGAACACUUAAAUCAUAUAUGUAAUGAAAUACAACAAUUAAUAUCAUUUACAACUGCAUCAGGAACAACUGCAUCAGUAAUUAUUAUAAGAGAAGAUGAUGUUAUAUUUUGUUAUAUUGGAGAUUCACCGAUUUAUAUAAAAUCAAAUGAACAAGUAAAGAAAAUAUCUAUUGACCAUAAUACAAGUAAUGAAGAAGAAGUAAAAAGAAUUCUUAAUUGUGGUGGGAGUGUUGUAGACAUAAAUGGAACAAAAAGAGUAAAUUCUAAGAUUGUACUUACUCGUUCACUUGGUGAUAAAUCACUUCAUCCUCCAUUAACAAAUGAACCAACAAUAAUCUCAAUUCCAUUAAAUGAAAUAGAUUCAAUUAUAGUCGCUUCUGAUGGAAUAUCAUCAAUACCGUUUGUUUUUUAUUUAAUCAAAAGAAUAAUUAUUUACUUUUAG
Messenger RNA from Entamoeba nuttalli P19, 597 nucleotides. RefSeq names its product protein phosphatase domain containing protein. The record is from RefSeq and is a predicted model, not a curated record. Gene Ontology annotation, biological process: protein dephosphorylation. NCBI's taxonomy places the organism in Eukaryota, Evosea, Mastigamoebida, Endamoebidae. Bases 1 to 597 code for a protein of 198 amino acids. Gene Ontology annotation, molecular function: protein serine/threonine phosphatase activity. The transcript has a single exon.